GUUCGUUCGUAUAAUAAGGAGCCGGUCGGACGCGCUCGUCAUCAUGAGGAAACAUCUUCAGGAGGUUUCUGCUUCGACUUUGAAUUCAUCAAAGAUCAAUUUGUGGUCAUGGGAUUCAAAGAAAAGUUCAGAUCUGCUUUGCGGAAUGGGAGUGACCCCAAUGGAGAAAGACCCCCAGGACACGGAAAACACUCCUCAGAACCAAAUGAUGCAGAUGACCCCUCCACAAAAGAGGCAGAAACAGAAGGGGAAAGAUGAUGGAUUUUUCAUUGCCCGACGUCCCAGGUCAUCCAGGAUAUCUCAGCCAGGGAUAUCCUGGGACUCGCUCCCUGAUGAGCUACUUUUGGGCAUCUUCUCUUAUUUACAUUUAACUGACCUCCUGAGAGCAUCCGGAGUGUGCAAACGAUGGAACAGGCUUUCGUGCGAUGAAUCAUUAUGGCACAGUGUGGAUCUCACCGGUAAACAUCUGCAAAGCGGAGUUUUGGGAAAGUUGCUACCACUGGGUCUAAUUGCCCUUCGCUGUCCGAGAUCUUGCAUUGGAGAACCAUUAUUUAAACAAGUCAGACCUCUGCGCCUUCAGCAUGCAGACUUCUCUAAUUGUACAGUAAGCACAGACAUCCUGCAGACCAUCAUCUCCCGCUGCCACAACCUGUGCAACCUGAGCCUGGAAGGGAUGGAACUUUCUGAUACCAUCAUGUGUGCCAUUGCUCAGAAUUCUGAUCUGGAACGAUUAAACCUUGGUGGCUGCUCAGGAUUUUCUCCAGAAUCGCUCAGGCAAAUGUUAAAAAGCUGCACUAGCCUCGACGAAUUGAACUUGUCUUGGUGUGAUUUCACAGCGGACCAUGUGAAGAAUGCAGUGGAGAACUUCCCUAGAAGUUUAACAGAGUUGAAUUUCAGUGGAUACCGACAGAACCUGGAGAUAGUUGAUGUAGAGAUGUUAGUUCAGAGAAGUCCCGAUCUAAUCAACCUAGAUUUAAGUGACAGUGUGAUGCUCACGGCCGACUGCUUCCCGGCAUUUCAUCCGCUCCAGCUCCAACACCUCGGUCUCAGUCGCUGCUAUCAGAUCACCCCUGCUUCUUUGCUUGAUCUAGGAAAACUCCAGCAUCUGAAGACCGUCAGUGUGUUUGGCAUAGUGACGGACAAUUCUUUACAGGUGUUGAAAGAGUCGCUCCCACAUAUAAAGAUAAACGGCUCUUACUUCAGCACCAUCGCCAGACCGACCACAGGCAGCAAGAAGAAUCGCAGCAUAUGGGGCAUAAAGUGCAAGUUGUCACUGAAUCGCACAGACUCUUAACGAGAGCGGCCACCGCACUAGAAAUCCACUAACUUGAAUUUUGCAAUGACCAUAAGGGACCGAAUUAAUUACCUGUGAUGCGGCAUCCAAGCAUUGAUGGUAAUGUUUAUGCUGCAGGUUCUGUGCCCCUCAUGUGGACAUUUUCCUCUAUACUGCUAGAUAUACCUGUAAACUUAGGUGAUUACUGACCAGCAUAGCUACUAUGUUAUCU
Messenger RNA from Bufo bufo (common toad), 1505 nucleotides. It is a transcript of the gene SKP2, whose product is annotated as S-phase kinase associated protein 2. Gene Ontology annotation, molecular function: protein binding. Gene Ontology annotation, cellular component: SCF ubiquitin ligase complex. The coding region runs from base 44 to 1294 and encodes 416 amino acids. Gene Ontology annotation, biological process: positive regulation of protein ubiquitination; SCF-dependent proteasomal ubiquitin-dependent protein catabolic process. Lineage: Eukaryota; Metazoa; Chordata; Amphibia; Anura; Bufonidae. The record is from RefSeq and is a predicted model, not a curated record. The transcript has 10 exons.